Messenger RNA from Rubroshorea leprosula, 1622 nucleotides. The record is from the annotation of a GenBank genome assembly. Lineage: Eukaryota; Viridiplantae; Streptophyta; Magnoliopsida; Malvales; Dipterocarpaceae.
CUAACACUAAUCUUGGAUAAGUGGUGGGGCUCAUCCUUUUUAGGGUUUUUUCUUCUCUCUGUUUUCUGAUUUUUAAUUUUUUAAUUUUUAAAAUAUACUUACUAGACUUUUUAUGUUCCUAGUCUCUAUAUUCUGCUUCUCUCUACUCCAGUCUUUGGCAGAAAAAAGAUUCAAAAACAAUCAACUAUCUCUUCUUCUUGCAUUGUUCCUGAAAAAAUCAUUACAAGUUAGGGUUCCUGCAGAAAGAAUCUGGGAAAAGCUCGUGCAUUUUGGGUUCAGAAAUGGAGUCGACUCAUAAUCAGACGAUAGAAGAAAUCGACGAGAAUAUCAACAAUAAUAUAACCAUCAUCGUCAAUCCGUGUGCGAGUGUGAACGGGGAAGAUAGCAACACCACCGGCACGGAGAAGACUAAUUUCUCCGCCUCGGAGGCGUCGGUGGUGGACCCAACUCCGGCUGUGAAAGAAGAAGAGAUAACGGACUCGGAGCCUCAGGAAUUAAUUCAAGGGCUGGUGCAGGUGAGGCCGGGCCAAAUCAAUCCGUCGCUGGUACCGAAACCGAAGCGACCCUCGAAAGACCGACACACGAAAGUGGAAGGCCGUGGCCGUCGGAUCCGUAUGCCUGCCACGUGUGCGGCCAGGAUUUUCCAGCUGACUCGGGAACUCGGCCACAAGUCCGACGGGGAAACGAUUAAGUGGCUGUUGGAACGUGCGGAGCCUGCCAUUAUUCAAGCAACGGGUUCGGGUACAGUGCCGGCCAUCGCCGUGUCUGUCAAUGGCACUCUUAAGAUCCCAACUUCGUCCACCAAGCAAGACGGUGAAUUGCCCAGAAAGCGUAGAAAACGACCGUCUAAUAGCGAGUUCGUCGACGUUAACGAGCACCAAAGCUCUGUCUCUUCCGGGCUGGCACCCAUAGCGCCAAUAGCUUACAACGGCGUCAAUGUCAGUGCACAAGGGUUAGUCCCAAUAUGGUCAAUGGGCACUUUCGGUGUGCUUCCAGCUGCCGCCACCGGUUCUAAUCAGGCACAACUAUGGGCGUUUCCUGCAACCGCUGCUCCAUUUUUCAGUAUGGCAGCCAGGCCGAUAUCAAGUUUUGUGUCUGCUAUGCAACCAGGCAGCGGUGUCCAGAUGGCGGAGGUUCAGGGGUCCGGCGGUGGCUCAAUGGGGUCUAGUGCAGUGACUAGUUCAAGCUCAGGUACAACUAGUGUUGGUGGUGCUAGUGGUGGUCGUAGUAAUGGUAGCAGCACUAGUAAUAGUACUCCACAGAUGCUUAGGGAUUUUUCCAUGGAGAUUUUGGAUAAAAGGGAGCUACAAUUCUUGGGUCGUUCUGCGAAUCAGCAAACUACGGGCGAAAGAUAAUAUUGACAAAGAUUGAGGUAGUAGGGGUUUCGGGUUUUUCUUUUUCCUUUUUGGUUUGGAUUGCAGGAGAAAUGGAGGGCAAAAAAUAUUGUGAAUCUUGGCUUUCCUUUAUGAACAAAAAUAUGCAUGUAACUUAGUUUCAAUUUGUCUAAUAUGGGGAAUACUGACGCUCUCAAUUUCAACUCUCAACUUUAUUGGCAAUUGAGUGUUUAGUAUAUUUGAUUCGAAGACAAUGGAGAGAAAAAGGUAUAAAAUGUUUUGCCUUCA